AUGCUCUGCCAAGGGGAUGGCGUGAGCCCAGUUAGCGCAGGAUCCCCACACCCCCAGUCACCGGAUCACACGGUGGCAGCUGGUCCCAGACACCCAGCCAGGCCCACCAUGAAGUCCACAGGGAGCGAACAAGGUGCCGCGCCGGACGGUUUCCCCUCCGACUUGGACGAACUGGAUAGCGGAAGCGAGGAGAGCUCCGACAACAAGUCGACGGGCAGCGGCUGUAGCCCCCAGGGAGGGGGCCGGGAGGGGGCCAGGCAGAGGGAGAGGGGGUGCAGCAGGCGUCUGCAGGGCGUUAGCAAACAGAGGCAGGCAGCCAAGCGGGAGCGGGACCGGACCCACAGCGUGAACACGGCCUUCACCGCGCUGCGCACCCUCAUUCCCACAGAACCAGCCGAUAGGAAACUGUCCAAGAUCGAGACGCUGCGCCUGGCGUCCAGCUACAUCUCCCACCUUGCCAACGUGCUGCUGCUGGGGGACGAGUGUUUGGACGGGCAGCCCUGUCUCGGGUACCACAGCAUCCUGCAGAGCAGCACCAACAUCAACAGCCCCCCACUCAGGCCCAUAUGCACUUUCUGUCUCAGUAACCAGAGGAAAAUGCUCAGAGAUGGAGGAAAGCACACAGCCAUCUGA
Messenger RNA from Oncorhynchus masou masou (cherry salmon), 633 nucleotides. Its product is annotated as basic helix-loop-helix transcription factor scleraxis. The record is from RefSeq and is a predicted model, not a curated record. Gene Ontology annotation, biological process: developmental process; regulation of transcription by RNA polymerase II. Lineage: Eukaryota; Metazoa; Chordata; Actinopteri; Salmoniformes; Salmonidae. Gene Ontology annotation, molecular function: RNA polymerase II transcription regulatory region sequence-specific DNA binding; protein dimerization activity; DNA-binding transcription factor activity, RNA polymerase II-specific.